Molecule: messenger RNA, 1142 nt
Organism: Spodoptera litura
Lineage: Eukaryota; Metazoa; Arthropoda; Insecta; Lepidoptera; Noctuidae
Product: methyltransferase-like 26
Source: RefSeq, a predicted model, not a curated record
ACUCAUGUCAACAGUCAACUUCAAAAUCUCAAUCAAAUUAUCGCUAAUUCGCUACGCUAUUGACCGGAACGAUAGAAGCGGCCAGCUGAUAAGAUAACAGCUAAAAACGGGUUUUACUAUAUAAUUUAAGAACAAUCUUGUUUCAAUUUACUAUAAAUAAGACUGAUGUAUUAAAAAACAUAAAAUAUUUAUUUUAUGACGAAAAAUUUUAAUACUUGAUUAAUUUAGAAACUUCAGUUGUAAUCACUUGAAACUUGAUACCUACUUAAUUAAACACCUGUCUAUAGCAGUUUACCAAUAUUCAUUUCUUAAGAAUUUUUGGUAGUGUGCGAUCUCGCCUAAAGCCAAUAUCAAUGGCUAAGGAUGUCGCAUUUAACUUUUCUGGGCAAGAAAGCAUUAAAAAUGAAAAAUUAAUAUAUCCAGCUGCAACCAGAAACCAAGAACCAAUUUUGCAAGUCUUGAAGAGGUUUCUUAUCUGUGAUGUUGAUUCUGUUGAAGAUGAAGAAAGCCCAUUAUUCUUGGAGAUAGCAUCUGGUUCUGGGCAGCAUGUGGCUCAUUUUGCUCCUCACUUCCCCGGAGUCAAGUUUCAACCAUCGGAAGUGGAUGACAGUUUACUAGGCAGUAUAACUUAUUAUGCUGAGAACUGUAAGACAAAAAACAUUCUUCUUCCUAAACAAAUUGACAUCUGUAAAAAAUUAUCCAGUUAUGGUUUUGAAGAAAAUAGUGUUGACUACAUGUACAGUGCUAACAUGAUUCAUAUUAGUCCAUAUGCAUGCACAGUUGGGUUAUUUGAAAAUGCUGGAAGCUUCCUAAAGCCAGAUGCACUGAUGAUUACUUAUGGACCUUAUAGCAAAGACGGUGUAAUUACACCCGAGAGCAAUGUUCAAUUUGAUGCAUCACUCAAAGCACGAAAUCCUGCUUGGGGUAUACGAGAUAUCACAGAUCUAGUCAAACUAGCAGAACAAAACAAUCUAACUUUAAUGGACACAAUCGAAAUGCCUGCUAACAACAAAACUUUAAUAUGGAAAAAGAAUUAAAUUACACAGCUUUUAUACUCUAUAGUUUAUACAGCAUUUUUAAAAAUUCAUGAUACUGCCUUUAUGUAUUCAUAAUAUACAGUAGUAUAAUAAUAUAUUAAAUAA